AUGGACGUAGAGAACAAAGGAACCAGACUCAAACCUACGUUUCUAUUAUUCCUUGUCAUUCUUCACCUUUUCUUUUCCACCCUAGCCAAAUCUUCUUUCACACCUCAUGUUAACUAUCUCCUUGAUUGUGGCUCCUCCCACCCCACUCAGCUCACAGAUGGAAGAACCUUCAAAUCUGAUCGUGAAACCACUUCUCUCCUAGCCACAGCUGAAUAUGUGCAAAUAUCACUUUACUCAAAUCUCUCCCCUUCUGUUCCUUCUUCAUUGCUUCCUUUGUAUCAAACUGCAAGGGUUUUUCAAGAGGAAUCCACCUACUCCUUUUACAUAUCCAAAACUGGUAGACUUUGGAUUCGCCUUUACUUCUUCCCUCUCUCUAACCCUUCCUAUAACCUAACAACUGCUGUUUUCUCUGUCCAAACUAAUCACCACGUGCUCCUGCACGAGUUCUCCGCCAGGAACAAUGACUCACCUGUUUUCAAGGAAUACCUUGUUAACGUUUCUGAUAGUAGAUUUUCCCUCAAAUUCAAGCCCAAGAAAAGCUCCUUUGCGUUCAUCAAUGCAAUUGAGGUUGUCUCAGUCCCUGACGCUCUUAUUUCGGAUUCAGCAACUGCACUUUCCCCACUUGGUGAAUUCAAAGGCUUGUUCAAUUCUGCUCUUGAAGUAUCCUACAGAAUAAACGUUGGUGGUCCCACCAUAACUCCUGACGACGACACUUUGGCAAGAACAUGGGAAACUGAUGGUUCAUACAACAUCUUCCCACAGGGUUCUGAGACUAUUUCUGUCUCCAAAAAAGGCAUAAAGUAUCCUGAUACUGGGGUUACACCUACGAUUGCUCCCAACUUGGUUUAUGCAAGUGCUAUACACGUGAAGAACGCUACAUUCAUGCUACCGAAUUUCAAUCUCAGUUGGAUGGUGAACGUGGAUAGGAGCUACUCUUAUUUGAUAAGAAUGCAUUUCUGUGACAUUUUGAGCAGGAGUCUUAAUCAGUUAUACUUUAAUGUGUACAUCAACGGGAUUGAGGGUGUAUCAGCUUUGAAUCUAUCAUCGCAAACCAAAGCUCUAGCCACUGCUUUUUACCAGGACUUUGUGUUAAAUUCACGGGAUGUCACAAACGGUUCCAUUUUGGUUCAGGUGGGACCGACCGAUGCAAUUCUGAAUGGAUUUGAGGUGAUGAAGAUUAGCAACAUCGCAGACAGCUUGGACGGUUUAUACUCUGUUGAUGGGAAAUACAAAGGGCCAUGUUCAACAACCAUGGAAAUGAAAAUUUUGGCUUAUGUUGGAAUUGCAUUGGCUGUGACAACAAUUCUGUUGCUAGUAAUAACUUGCAUAAGGUGGAAAAAGAGGCCUCAAGGUAGGGAAAAUCAUAACAGGUUCUCAUCAAGCCCCCUUCCUGUCCAUUCCCCUAUAUCGUGUUCAAGCAAAAGCAGUUGUCGAGGGUCAACAGCAUCCAGUUCCCGCAAGAGCAAUAAACACGAUCAUCGUGUCACCCCACAAGGGCCCAAAAGGUUCUUCCCCUUUAGUGAAAUGCGACAAGCCACCAAUAAUUUCGAAGAGAAAAGAGUAAUUGGUGUUGGAGGCUUCGGGAAAGUGUAUCUUGGAACGUUGAAAGAUGGGACAAAGGUUGCCAUAAAACGAGGAAGUGGUAAUUCAGAGCAAGGCAUCAAUGAAUUCAGAACAGAACUGGAAAUGCUGUCAAAGCUACGCCAUCGCCACCUUGUCUCAUUGAUAGGUUUCUGUGAUGAAAACUCAGAGAUGGUUCUUGUGUAUGAGUACAUGGCUAAUGGCCCUUUUCGUUCUCACAUCUACGGGUUCGACCUGCCUUGUUUGUCAUGGCAAAAGAGGCUUGAAAUAUGCAUUGGUGCAGCUCGUGGGUUGUACUAUCUCCACACUGGCGCAGCUCAAAGCAUCACACACCGUGAUGUGAAGACAACAAACAUACUCCUAGAUGAGAAUUACGUGGCCAAGGUUUCUGACUUUGGUUUGUCAAAGGUUGUCCCAGAUGAAGCUCAAGUUAGCACAGCAGUGAAGGGUAGUUUUGGGUACCUUGACCCUGAGUACUAUAGGAGUCAACAACUAACUCAGAAAUCUGAUAUAUACUCUUUUGGGGUAGUCCUAUUUGAGGUAUUAUGUGCUAGGCCAGUUAUUUGCCCAACACGUCCAACAGAAGAGAUUAACUUGGCUGAAUGGGCAAAGAAACAGAAUAGAAGAGGAUUGGUGAAUGAAAUAAUUGAUCCACGUAUUGGUGUUACUAUGAAUCCUCAAUCACUCAGUGUUUUUGUUGAAAUUGCUGAGAGAUGUUUAGCAGACUGUGGUGUUGAUAGGCCUAGCAUGGGGGAUGUGUUGUGGCAUUUGGAAUACGCGUUGCGCCUACAAGAACCUGCCUCACGGAUUGAUGAAGCUGAAGAUAAAAGGGCAAUAUAG
Messenger RNA from Vigna angularis (adzuki bean), 2421 nucleotides. Its product is annotated as probable receptor-like protein kinase At5g61350. The record is from RefSeq and is a predicted model, not a curated record. Bases 1 to 2421 code for a protein of 806 amino acids. Gene Ontology annotation, cellular component: plasma membrane; plasmodesma. Gene Ontology annotation, biological process: protein autophosphorylation. Lineage: Eukaryota; Viridiplantae; Streptophyta; Magnoliopsida; Fabales; Fabaceae. The transcript has a single exon. Gene Ontology annotation, molecular function: transmembrane receptor protein tyrosine kinase activity; ATP binding.